AUGACUGUUACUGCUACCACCACUGCCGAUUUGCGCUCUGAGUCUGUUCGCUCGCUCUAUGACCAGGUCAUGGCUCGCUGCAAGGAUGCUGACCACCUCAACGGUAUCGGAGGCAUCCUCCACUGGGACCAGGAGGUCAUGAUGCCCCCCAAGGCUGCUGCCGUCCGCUCUGAGCAGAUGAGCGUGUUGGUCGGUGUCUUGCAUGAGAUCCAGACCUCGCCUAUCCAAGGAGCCCUCCUCGACGAGUUGGAGUACCGCAAGCAACACGAGGACCUAUCAGUUGUCUUGAACCCCUACGAGCUCGCCAACAUCCGUCUUGCUCGCAAGCAGUACAAGGAAGAAACUCUCGUUCCCGUUGAUGUCGCCAAGGCUAUGGCCGCUCUCAACUCCAAGUCGACCGCUGCAUGGGCUGAAGCCCGCAAGGAGUCGGAUUUCUCCAAGUUUGCGCCUUUCCUCGAGGAGCAGGUCAAGGUUGUCCGCCAGGCGAUUGGGUAUAAGAUCCGUGGUGGCGCCAACGAGGAGGCACGAAAGAUCAACGAGAAGGCGCGUGCUAGCUUGGGUCUGUCGGAGACGGAUGAGUGUUACAAAGGGUACUAUCAGGGGCUUAUGAACAUCUAUGAGACGGGAUUCAAGGAAGAUCGUCUCCAGGUGCUCUUUGCGGAUCUGAAAAAGCACCUUAUCCCUCUUAUCGCCAAGAUCAAGGCCAAGGAUUUCCAGCACGACAACAGCUUCCUCUGUCGUGAUUAUGACAUCAGUAAGCAGGUCGAGUUCUCGCAUAGUCUUGCCAAGGAGAUUGGGUUCGAUACUGAGGCUGGUCGUUUGGAUGUGUCGACUCAUCCUUUCUCAGGUGGCGCACACCCAACUGAUGUUCGGAUGACGACGAGAUAUACUCUCAGCACCAUCAAGAAUGGCAUUACAGGAACUGUCCAUGAGACGGGACACUCUGUCUAUGAGCAAGGGCGUAACAAAGAAUACCUUGGCACCCCUGUGUCGUUUUCCCUUUCCCUCGGCAUCCAUGAGUCUCAGUCUCUUCUCUGGGAGCGCAUGGUCGGUCUGGACAAGCCCUUUUGGACCUACGCCCUCCCCCUCCUCAAAGAAAAGUUCCCCGAAGACACCCACCUCCAAGCCGUAACCGUCGACCAGUUCUACCUGGCUCUUAACCGCGUCGAACCAGGUUUCAUCCGCAUCGAAAGUGACGAGGUCACCUACCCCAUGCACGUCAUCCUCCGCUACGAGAUCGAAAAGGCCCUCAUCGAAGGAGACAUCACCGUCUCCGAAGUCCCCACCGUCUGGAACGCAAAGAUGAAGGAAUACCUUGGCCUCGAUGUCCAUGAGGAUCGUUUAGGCUGCUUGCAGGAUAUUCAUUGGUCUUUCGGAAUGAUUGGGUAUUUCCCAACCUACUCUCUUGGAUCGAUUUAUUCAGUUCAGAUUUUCACCCAUGCAAGGGAGCAGAUUCCGGGGUUGGCGGAGCAUUUGGCGAAGGGGGAGUUCGAGGUUUUGUUGAGGUGGUUGAACAAGAAUGUGCACCAGCAGGGGUCUUUGAGAGAGUCUGGCGAUGACUUGGUGUUUGAUUUGACUGGCAAGCACCUUGACAGCUCGUUGUAUGUCAAGUACUUGACCGACAAGUAUACUGCUAUCUAUGACCUUUGA
Linnemannia hyalina is the source of this 1650-nucleotide messenger RNA. The record is from the annotation of a GenBank genome assembly. NCBI's taxonomy places the organism in Eukaryota, Fungi, Mortierellomycota, Mortierellomycetes, Mortierellales, Mortierellaceae.